AUGAAGUCGUACAUUCUUGGUUCCCUUCUGGCUGUGGCGGUCUCCGCCAUUCCCAUGCCAGCUCCGACUCCGCCGGGAAUCCCUUCGGCUUCGACGGCCAAGAGCCAGCUGGCUGCUCUCACUGUCAAGGCCUCGUAUGACGACGGCGCCUACAGCCGCGAGAAGUUCCCUCACUGGCAAACGGCUAGCGGCACCUGCAACACCAGGGAGUACGUCCUCAAGCGUGACGGCAGCAACGUCGUCACCAACGACGCCUGCACCGCUACCUCAGGCACCUGGUUCUCUCCCUACGACGGCGCCACCUGGACAGCCGCCUCCGACGUCGACAUUGACCACAUGGUCCCUCUCAAGAACGCCUGGAUUUCCGGCGCCAACAGCUGGUCAACCGCCAAGCGCACGCAGUUCGCCAACGACAUCGACAUCCCGCAGCUGUGGGCGGUGACGGACAACGUCAACCAGGCCAAGAGCGACCAGUCGCCCGACAAGUGGAAGCCGCCCCUCAGCUCCUUCUACUGCACCUACUCCAAGAGCUGGGUCAACGUCAAGUACUCGUACGGCCUGAGCAUCACGUCGGCCGAGAAGUCGGCGCUGACGAGCAUGCUGAACUCGUGCUGA
This is a messenger RNA of Chaetomium globosum CBS 148.51, 615 nucleotides long. RefSeq lists its product as uncharacterized. The transcript is spliced from 4 exons. NCBI's taxonomy places the organism in Eukaryota, Fungi, Ascomycota, Sordariomycetes, Sordariales, Chaetomiaceae. The coding region runs from base 1 to 615 and encodes 204 amino acids. The record is from RefSeq and is a predicted model, not a curated record.